Messenger RNA from Penicillium expansum, 1419 nucleotides. Its product is annotated as F-box protein. The record is from RefSeq and is a predicted model, not a curated record. Gene Ontology annotation, molecular function: protein binding. NCBI's taxonomy places the organism in Eukaryota, Fungi, Ascomycota, Eurotiomycetes, Eurotiales, Aspergillaceae. The transcript has 3 exons. Bases 1 to 1419 code for a protein of 472 amino acids.
AUGGCGGUUACCGCCCGUCCUACCCUGGAACAAAUCAACGAUGGCCCCAACGACCAGCCAGCUAAUGACGGGCACCUAUUUCCACCCACAGGGCAAUUGUCGUUCCUCGAGAGAUUACCCGCUGAGAUCAUUCAAGAUAUUGCGUCUUAUCUCUCAGCUCAAGAUCUCGGCUGCCUGGGUGCCACUUCCCAGGCCCUCGUCGAUCAUGCAUCGAAUGACUUGCUCUGGGCCAAACUGGUGAAUGAGAGACUACCUGCUCCUAUCCAAAGUUCAGGUCCCUUUGGGUCAUUUCGCCGUCUCUAUCUUGCAUAUCACCCUUGUUGGUUCAUUCCUCAGCACAAGGUCUGGGUCGCAGACAAUGAACAUACGGGGAUGCUGAUCAUAGCUCGAUAUGAUAAUCUUCGGGGUGUGAUUGAAGCAUACCAGGUCGUUGCAGCACGUGGCACUCCUGAAUUUCAAACAUGGAUAUCACAUCCGGAAGUUAUUAUUCAGUCCUUUGAACCUAAUGUACAUCUGGACAUGGGUGAUGAUCCUGUCCUGUCUCUCAACGACCCUAAUCCGUCCUCCCGAACAGCCCCAAUCCAAUCCUUACAAUCAAUGAAAGAGAAACGACAGAUGUCCAUGGCUUCGCAUGUCCAGCAUAUCUACAAACCACUGUCGUUUUGCUCUGAAUUAAGCCCCCAAGGACCUUGGGUUAACCCCGAUGUGCUUUGGCCGCCACAAACCAUCCCGAGUAAUGCACGCACAGUUCGUGAUUUGGAGGACUCUCCCCCCCCAAUACUGAAUCAUUCGUCGGAAUUGUCAGAAUCAUUCUUCCGUGUCAGGAAGUGGGUAAACCCAGGGCUUAUGUUUUCACAUCCACCAAAGCAAGCGAAUCUAACUUGCUCAACUCUCGAUCCUGUCCUUUACACUCCCACUCCUGAAAAACCUUACCAGGGCAUUUGGAUUGGAGACUACUCAGCCCAUGGGUGUGAAUUCCUGCUUGUUCUUCAGAAAGAUACAACGACUGUAGCACACGGUGAUGAAAACGAGUCGCAGAUAAUGGACACGCAAAACGAGGUCGAAUACGGCGACCAAGAAAAUAUCGAAGAUAUUGGACAGCGAGGUCAGUUGCAAGCUGUCAAACUGACCGGUGACCCCAAUGUUCCUCGUGGCCAGUUCUCGUUUGUUGCCGAAGAUAUUGGCUCCAGAGGCUUGAUUAGUGUCGAGAUGGAAGAGCCUUUUGUCGGCGCCCGAAGUGUUCGUUGCCGCGGUCAUGUAGCUGGACUUGGGUUCCAUGACGACACCUACAUUGACUCCCAACUGAUCCUUAUUUCUCCUGACCACAUGGCUCAUUACUGGAGGGAAAUGGGCCAUGUCUCCUAUUACCACCGUGUGGACAUUGACGCUCUACUACGUACAUGUGAGGCUCAUAUGUAA